This is a messenger RNA of Giardia duodenalis, 2907 nucleotides long. RefSeq names its product Kinase, NEK. Lineage: Eukaryota; Fornicata; Diplomonadida; Hexamitidae. Gene Ontology annotation, biological process: protein phosphorylation. The record is from RefSeq and is a predicted model, not a curated record. The coding region runs from base 1 to 2907 and encodes 968 amino acids. The transcript has a single exon. Gene Ontology annotation, molecular function: protein binding; protein kinase activity; ATP binding.
AUGCAGGAUUUUUCGGUGUCAUCUUCGUUGAGUUCUGAAAUAGAUAUCGAGGAUCUUGCUAAUGACGGUUUUUGUACCUGCACCGAAGAGUAUACUCCAGACCAACCGCUAACUCACAAAUUAUUGUUGGAAUGCACUUCAAUGCACAGAGAUUUCACCGAUUUUGAGGAUUCUCUGACGCUGCAAAGAUAUUUAACCAACAGGAGACUGUCCAGAGAGCCGUUGUCCGCAGAUCAAAUUGCGUUCAUCUUUGAGCAAAUCGUUGAUGCACUCGUUUACCUGCAUGUUCCCUUCAAACCUCACGGUGUGAUAGUUAAUGGAAGUCUCAGUACAUCAACAGUUCUUAUCGAUCAGCAUAUGAACAUACGCAUGCUCCUCCCUGGUAUGACUCGCAGUCAAAUUGAAAAGUGGCUCUACUCCGAUGCCCCAGAGCUGGUCAUCCCCAAUCGGUAUAUGGUGCAUAAGAAUGUCUACCUGAGCACAAAAGUCGAUAUUUGGUCGCUUGGAAAGAUCCUUUUGGAUUUGGCGACCCUGGGCACCGGGUUGAGUUCCUUAACAAAACAGCCCCACUUUGCAGCAGUGUACCCGCAGUGGAUUAGUGAAACUAUUUUCCGUUCUCUGAGUCUAGAUCCAGCGGAAAGACCCUCCGCCAUUCACCUGUUGCAUAUACCUGAGUUGAAGAGGGCUAGAACCAGUCGCUUAGAGGCGUGCUCUAAUACUUCUAGCGCCAACAGGACUGCAUCCCAACUAGUCGAUAAAGCAGUUGAUUCUAUUACCGGGUUUAUUCAAAAAGAGAUGCUUAGACGCCGUGAUCUCGAAGUACUUACGACUACGCUGUUUGAGGCCAGUGCAAUCUCUUUUGAAGCAGCAGCUUCUACUGAUGAUGUCUUUUUGGCAGCUUCUCUACUCACGUGUGCUCACGACCCAGAUACUCUCCGAAACACGCUGUCUAUCGCGCGAUCAAGAAGGUCCACACGAAUUCUUCUCAUGAUUAGCGAGUAUGUUUCCACACAUGGACUUUUUACUGUUCCCUCUCUUUCUCCUGCAGUGCCUGUCCAUGAAAACACUUUAGCUAUGAGGUAUGUUCAUGACUGUCAAGUUCAUGAGUUAAAAGAGUUAUGGCUUAGUGACUCCUUCUUCUCCCUCAAGCAUUGUGCCUUCAAUGGGCACACGGCUCUCAUGAUGGCAGCUUAUCGUGGCUAUGAUACGUGUGUUCGCAUUUUGCUGAAUGAGUUUGCCACUGAGAGUACUGAGUCCUCAGCACUUCUCCUGGCUAUGAUGAGUGGCCAUUACAAAUGUAUCAAACUGCUUUCGCUAGAGAUUGGGCUUAACGGAGUCACCCCCCUCAUGUACUAUGCCUCCCUUGGAAACGUGGCUUAUGUUGGCCAUUGUCUUGAAAGCCCUAUACUGGCUAACUGUCUCAGAGGCCAGACAACAACUGGGUGGACAGCGCUUAUGUUCGCAGCCGCUGGAGGCUUUACACUUUGUGUUAACUUACUUUUAGCUGACGAACAAGGAAUGCAGGAUAACAACGGUGAAACAGCCUUGAUGAAAGCAGCGUCCAGGAAUAAUAACAACGUAAUCCAGCUACUUCUUCAACAGGGCUCCACUGAAUUGGGAAUGAAGGCAUUCGAUGGCCGUACAGCACUGAUGAUUGCGGUUCAGAAUACUGCAUUAGAAAGCGUUUUAUUACUACAGCAACACGAGCAAGGGUUGAGUGAUUUUUCAGGAGUCACCGCUCUUAUGUUCGCAGCUCAAGGGGGGUUUGCCGAAGCCAUCACAAUUCUUUACUCUACGGAGACAGGUAUCAAGGAUAGUUUUGGCUUAACUGCGCUAAUGUACGCUGCAAUGUCUGGCUAUUGUGACUGUGUGCAGCUCCUUGCCACGUCGGAGGCGGGUGCUCAAGACGAGUCAGGUGCCACCGCCCUCAUGCAUGCGGCGCAGAACGGACACCAUGGUUGUGUAAGAUACCUCCUAGGAAAAGAGUUAGGGAUGCAAGAUAGAACUGGAUGGACUGCACUAAUGUGGGCUACCCAAGGGAAUUAUGCCACAUGUGUCAAGGAAAUCUUGGACUGGCAGAUGCACACUACCAUUUCACCAUGCAGUACAUCGGGACUAGAACUUCAACCACACGGUGUCGACGCUCCGGACUCUUUUGUAGACCUAUCCUGUGAUGCCUCGAUAUAUCCAUCCAACUUACAAGGUUAUAUUCCAGAAACAGGCAUGCAAUCGUCUAACGGAUCUACGGCUCUAAUGAUUGCUGCGCAAAAGAAUCAUCUGUCCUGCGCCCAGCUGCUUGCAAACUACGAGGGUGGGAUGGUCGACAAUUCAGGAUCGACCGCGCUCAUGAGAGCCGCGUUUUCUGGGGCCAGUGACAUUGCUUUGCUUCUUCUAGAAACAGAGGCCCGGCUCCAGCGCCAGGACGGUUUGACAGCGCUUAUGUACGCAGCCCAAGCAGGAAUGGAUCUCUGUGUUCAGCUGCUCAUCCCAUGGGAGCUGGGGAUGGUUUGCAGCGGCGGAAAAACGGCCCUAAUGCUUGCUGCCCAAGCACGGCAUCCUAACUGUGUUAGAGCGCUCAUAAUGGCCGAGGCACAGGAGGAGAAUUCUCUAUAUAGCCAUAAGUGCGCACACUUUGACGGAUACAUCACGUACUUUCCUAGUACACCCGCAGCGCUUAGCUGCUCUUUACAUCCAACUAUUGCCACAAGAGAAACAUGUAUGCGCGACGAGGCUGGUUGGCCGGCCUUGUUCUACGCAGUUGUCUCUGGGGAUAGUAUUUCUGCAAGUUUGUUGUUAGAGUCAGAGGGCCAUAUUUCCUCGGUUCAGGGCCAGACCGCGCUUGACUUAGCUGCGGAGCGAGGAGACCUGGAACUUAUAGAGAUUAUUAAAACAUAUGGAUCGCUAUAG